This is a messenger RNA of Penicillium atrosanguineum, 639 nucleotides long. RefSeq names its product putative RNA binding protein Pym. Gene Ontology annotation, molecular function: RNA binding. The coding region runs from base 1 to 639 and encodes 212 amino acids. The transcript has a single exon. The record is from RefSeq and is a predicted model, not a curated record. Gene Ontology annotation, cellular component: cytoplasm; exon-exon junction complex. Gene Ontology annotation, biological process: exon-exon junction complex disassembly. Lineage: Eukaryota; Fungi; Ascomycota; Eurotiomycetes; Eurotiales; Aspergillaceae.
AUGGCCUCCAACAUCUCCAAGGCCGGUAUCACCACAGACGAGAGCACCGGCGAACGAUUCAUUCCCUCAUCCAUUCGUGCGGACGGCUCUAAGCGCAAGGAGAUCCGUGUACGCCCUGGCUACAAACCCCCGGAGGAUGUGGAGCUGUAUAAGAACCGCGCCGCGGCUGCAUGGAAAAACCGUGCUGCACGAGGUGGGGUGCCGGGUGCGGAAGCCCCGAGUAGCGAAGACGACAAGAAUGCACAGGCACCUAGCACUACGGCAAGCAACAAGAACGCCAAACGCAGAGAAGCCAAGCGCAAGGCUAAGGAGGCCGAGAGCACAGACACAACUAUUGAGAAGAAGGGCUCAGACUCGGACAACUGGCGGGCAGCUCCCAAGCCCGAAGAGAAGCCCGUCGAGAAGCCCGUUGAGGAUCCGGUGGACGUCGAGGCCGAAAAGGAGAAGAAGGCGCGCAAUUUGAAGAAAAAGCUGAGACAAGCGCGUGAUCUUCGUGAGAAGAAGAAUUCCGGCGAGGCUCUGCUGCCCGAGCAGUUGGAGAAAGUUAUUAAGAUUCAAGAGCUUGUGCGACAGCUCGAUGCUAUUGGGUUCGACUCUAAUGGCGACAAGAAGGAGAACAACAAGCCGGAGAACCCUUGA